UCCGAUAUUGAUUUUGUUGAAAAUAUUUUUAUUAAUUUCGUAUAUAAAAUCUGCAUCACGUAAUUUAUCAUCAGACGACCAUGGCGAGGGGUGUGUUGCAGUGGUUUUCUGUUCUCCUAAUUGGUGCUGCACUAGCACAGCCGGUCCCGGAUCCUCAAUACCCAUGUGAUCCAUGCGCCGACCCGUGCGACCCAUGCCCCGAACCAGAACCAGACCCAUGCGAUCCUAGUCCACCACCAUGCCCAGACCCUUGCGACCCACAGCCAUGCGAGCCAUGCCAGGAACAAGGUGUCGUGCAGAUCCAGCCGUGCAACCCUAAUGAACCUGACGUGAAUUAUGUGUAUGGCCGUGCACCGUAUGGUUCAGUGCUAGUGAAACCGGGCCAAAUACGUUUCCCCCGACCAGCACCAAUUGUGGUACGUCCAGGGACAGUGAGGCCACCAAAUCCUCCCAUCAUAUAUGUCAAACCUGCCCCAGUGCAACCACCAACACCUGCACCGAUAUACGUCAAGCCACAGCCAGUACAACCACCGACACCCUCACCCAUUACUGUGAGACCUGCCCCCGUUAACCCCCCAAGGCCAAGACCCAUCCUAGUCAGACCUCCACCUGUUGUACCUCCUAGGAUACCAUCAAUAAGAGUACAACCACAAAAGGUCUGCCCACCAACGCCACCCGCUCUCGUGGUUCAACCACCAAGACUAAUCGUCCCACAACCCCCCAUCAUCUGUUUUAAGCCAAACCCAACAAUUCCAGUACGAACAUGUGGUUGUGCACGCGUAAGCCUUUACAACCCAUGCCCACCACCACCACCACCAUGCCCACCACCACUCCCACCAUGCCCCUGCCUUUUAUAGAUAUGCCAAAUCAAAGCAUUCACUACUGAAUAUAAGUUCCAAUUGACCUCUGCACACUAAAUGGCCGGUUGAAGAUCUAAGAGACUUCCACCUUCUCUAGUACGCAGUCCAUGAAAAUACCUAGCCAGACCUAAAACUGGAUAUAACGAGAACAGAUGAACUAUUUCUACUCUAUUCUCGAAAGCACAGCAAUAGUAGAAGCGGGCUUGCAGUUGUGUGUGUAAAUGUGACACGUGACCACAGCGUAUUCUUAUGUGUCCGGUCAAAGGGAAUUGAUAUUCAUUAUUUGUUUAUAUUAUAUAUUAUAGUAUUUAUGAAGCUAUGUUUGUAAAUGUGUGAUGAUUAAAAUAUAUAACGGGUAUUUUUGCAA
Molecule: messenger RNA, 1227 nt
Organism: Pieris brassicae (large cabbage white)
Lineage: Eukaryota; Metazoa; Arthropoda; Insecta; Lepidoptera; Pieridae
Product: vegetative cell wall protein gp1-like
Exons: 4
Coding region: 81-857 (258 amino acids)
Source: RefSeq, a predicted model, not a curated record